ACACCAGGGAGAGGACACUAGGACGAGGCACCAGCAGCUCCGACCUGGGCAGCCUUCUUGAGAAGAUGCAGCCGCUCCUGCUCUUGCUGACCUUUCUUCUGGCCUCCAAGGCUGAAGUGGGGAAAAUAAUCGGGGGCCAUGAAGCCAACCCUCAUUCUCGUCCCUACAUGGCAUUUCUCCGGAUCUACAAACCAGACAAAACCUGGAAACAGUGCGGGGGUUUCCUUGUACGUGAGGACUUUGUGCUAACAGCAGCUCACUGCUGGGGAAGCCUCAUGACUGUGACGCUGGGGGCCCACAACAUCAAGAAGAAGGAGAGGACCCAGCAGAGCAUCCCCGUGAGAGAUAUCAUCCGCCCCUCAGGCUACACUUCUGAAACCUUCCUCAAUGACAUCAUGUUACUGCAGCUGUCAAAAAAGGCCCGCCUGGAUGCCAGCGUGAGGCCCAUCAAGCUGCCCAAAAGGAACGUGAGGGUGAGGCCAGGGAUGGUGUGCAGUGUGGCCGGCUGGGGACAAUUCAGAAUGGACAGCUCCUCUGGGGCAGAGAAACUGCAUGAGGUAGAGCUUGAAAUCCAGAAGGAUGAGCAAUGCAUGUCACACUACAAUCACCUGUAUAACCCCGCCACCCAGAUGUGUGUGGGGAACCCAAGAAGGAAGAAGUCUGCCCUUCAGGGAGACUCCGGAGGCCCCCUUGUGUGCAACAACGUGGCCCAGGGCAUUGUCUCCUGUGUAAAACACUGUGGGACACCUCCACUUGUCUACACCAGGAUUUCAGGCUUUAUGCACUGGAUAGAAAAAAUAAUGAGACACUUCAGCCCACUGGGACCAGACUCAGACGCCUCCAGGAUCAGUGCAACCACCUUCUCUGGGGCAGAGGCCAGAACUGCACUGGGCAAAGGGGGUGGAGAGGAGGCCGCCAGGGACUUAAUAAACUUCCAUCUCUAGUGGAAAUUAGAUUCCUCCCUUAUUCACCAAAACAACAUUCAUUCGUUAUGGCGACCAUUGGUUCACAUUCUCUAGAAUAAAAAGUUUUGCUGCACUGAGACCCGGCUCCUUCCAAAUACACCUCCCAGCGCCACAGCCCCCUGCCAGGCUGACUGUUAGCUCCAUCGGGAAAAGGGAGACACUGUCCCAGGAAAAAUGACCCUCUUCUAGAGCACCCUUCUGUCUCAUCCAUAUUGCCCUCUACCUCCUCCCACACCUACACUCCCACCCCAUCCUACCUCAAUAUGGCAACAUAAAGAAAUCCAUUUGGAAGGAGGACCACCUCAGAAGCUCUGAGAUAGGGGGCCACUUCUCCACCCUAAGAGAAAUGGGCGAGAAGAUUCUGGAGAGCUGUAGCUCUCCCCAUGCAGCACUUCCUCCCCAAAUCAGGGUGGCAGCUUGGAGCCUGAGAAGUUUCAAGAGGACCCUUCGGUACUCCCAGCCUAGCCCGAGUGCCUGUCACAGCCUUGCCAUGGUCGCACCCUCUGGUGUGCUGCAACCCAUCUUCCAUGGGCUUGAAUGACCUUCAGGUGCUCUUCCAUCUUGGUCUAAUCCAGCCUCUUCCCACCUCAC
Messenger RNA from Prionailurus viverrinus (fishing cat), 1556 nucleotides. Its product is annotated as mast cell protease 1A-like. Gene Ontology annotation, cellular component: cytoplasm; intracellular membrane-bounded organelle. Gene Ontology annotation, biological process: proteolysis. The transcript has 5 exons. Gene Ontology annotation, molecular function: serine-type endopeptidase activity. The coding region runs from base 66 to 944 and encodes 292 amino acids. The record is from RefSeq and is a predicted model, not a curated record. NCBI's taxonomy places the organism in Eukaryota, Metazoa, Chordata, Mammalia, Carnivora, Felidae.